AUGGCGCCCAUCACGAAAAAGCGGGCGGCCGCGAAAGACGACGAUUUCGUUUUGACGUUAUCGGACGACGAGAAUGAUCGGUUUGAUGGCAUUGAUGCUGAAGAGAAGGAUGACGGAGCCUUGUCGUCGUCGAAAAAGCGCAAGAGAGAGGGUGCUGAGAGUGCGGCUUCUAAAAGCACGAAUAAGAAGGUGAAGAAGCAGCAGCAAGAACAGCAACAGAAAGGGAAGAAGGGUUCACAAAAGCCAGUGGUGCAAGAGGAUAAGUCUGGAGAUGAGGAUGAGGAAGAGGAGGAAGAGAGAGGUGCUGACGAGGACGACGGCGCUCUGGAUUCCGAAUUCGAGUUUGAUGUCGGCGGUGUGACAAAUGAGGUUGUGGAGGGAUUCGACGGGUGGGGUGCGAACGGAGAUGAUAGUGAGAAGAAGGGGGAUAAGAAGGCGGUUGACAUUGAUGAUAUUAUCUCAAGGAGGAGGGAGAAGAGAGAGAAGAAGGCCGAAAAGGAGAAGAAAAAGGGGAAGAAGCAGGAGGAGAGCGAAGACGAGCAGGAAGAAGAGGACGAGGAGGAUGGAGCUAUGUCUGUUGACUUCGAAGAUGAUGAACUGCUCGCUACAGACGGGUUUGGUAUGGGUGCUGAUGGGGCAGAGGAGUCGGAAGCGGAGGGGAAUGAAGGCUCCGAUGAAGAGAGUGAGGAUGAUGAUGGAGAAGGGAGCGGUGACCAUGACGACGACGACGAUGCUGCAUCUGACAAUGACUCUGUUGCCACACCAGUAAACCAUCCGGACGACAUGUCGGGUGGUGAGUCGGACGCCGAAAGCGACGUUGACGCUGAGGAAGAGGAAAAACGCAAGGCUUUCUUCGCACCAGAAGAGAAGACGAACGAAACCUCAAAAGAGGAUGGAGUCAAGAGAUCUUUCCAGGAAUUCAACCUCUCCCGACCUAUUCUUCGUGGACUAGCAGCCGUCAACUUUACGAACCCCACACCCAUCCAACAGAAGGCGAUCCCCGUCGCCUUGCUAGGCAAAGAUAUUGUCGGUAGUGCCGUGACCGGUUCAGGAAAGACGGCUGCCUUCGUUGUCCCCAUUCUCGAGCGUCUUCUCUUCCGACCCCGAAAGGUCCCUACUAGCCGCGUUGCCAUUCUCAUGCCUACUCGUGAACUGGCUGUGCAAUGUUACAACGUCGCUACAAAACUCGCUACAUACACCGACAUCACAUUCUGUCAACUUGUCGGAGGUUUCAGUCUCCGCGAACAAGAGAACAUCCUCAAGAAGCGCCCGGACGUCAUCAUCGCCACACCCGGUCGUUUCAUCGACCACAUGCGCAACUCAGCAAGCUUCACUGUCGACACUCUAGAAAUCCUGGUUCUUGAUGAAGCCGAUCGUAUGCUCGAAGACGGUUUCGCAGACGAGCUGAACGAGAUCCUGACUACAAUCCCCAAGUCCCGCCAGACAAUGCUCUUCUCCGCCACAAUGACCGACACGGUCGACAAACUGAUUCGCGUCGGCUUGAACCGCCCUGUCCGAUUGAUGGUUGACUCGAAGAAAAAUACCGCCUUGACACUUGUCCAAGAAUUCGUGCGUUUACGACCAGGGCGCGAAGACAAGCGCCUAGGCUACCUCGUCCACCUGUGUAAGCAGGUCUACACCGGCCGUGUGAUCGUUUUCUUCAGACAGAAGAAAGAGGCUCAUCGGGUGCGAAUUGUGUUCGGAUUGCUGGGGCUCAAGGCUGCGGAGCUUCAUGGUAGCAUGAGUCAAGAACAGCGUAUCAAAAGCGUUGAGAGCUUCCGAGACGGAAAUGCGAAUUUCCUCCUCGCCACCGAUCUGGCCUCUCGUGGUCUCGAUAUCAAGGGUGUCGAGACAGUCAUCAACUAUGAAGCCCCACAGAGCCAUGAAAUCUACGUCCACCGUGUUGGUCGAACAGCCCGUGCCGGCCGUUCCGGUCGUGCAUGCACCAUUGCUGCAGAGCCAGACCGAAAGGUCAUCAAGGCGGUAGUCAGGGUCGGAAAAACACAAGGCGCCAAGAUCGUCAGCCGUGUUGUCGAACCGGCUGUUGCCGAUGAUUGGGCCGCGAAAGCAGCGGAUAUGGAAGAGGAGAUCGACGAGGUGCUGGAGGAAGAGAAACUAGAGAAGCAGCUGGCCCAGGCGGAGAUGCAGGUGACCAAGGGUGAGAACCUGAUCAAGCACGAGACUGAGAUCAAGUCGCGACCUAAGCGGACGUGGUUUGAGACGGAGCAAGAGAAGCGAGUUGCGAAGAAGAAUGGCGCAACAGAGCUGAAUGGACCGGCGAAGAAGGAUAAGGUGAAGCUUAGCAACAAAGAUAAGAAGCGGUUGGAUGACGCGCGGAUGCGACAAGAAGAGGGACUCGGAAGGAAAAAGAGCAAAUCGCAGCGCGAGGACCCGAAAGCCGGCAAGGAUAAGAAGUCUGGGAAGGGGAAAGGAAAAGGGAAAGGCAAGGGGAAGAAAUAA
Messenger RNA from Aspergillus puulaauensis, 2460 nucleotides. RefSeq names its product putative ATP-dependent RNA helicase DRS1 (gene drs1). Gene Ontology annotation, molecular function: nucleic acid binding; ATP binding; RNA helicase activity. The transcript is spliced from 2 exons. Bases 1 to 2460 code for a protein of 819 amino acids. The record is from RefSeq and is a predicted model, not a curated record. NCBI's taxonomy places the organism in Eukaryota, Fungi, Ascomycota, Eurotiomycetes, Eurotiales, Aspergillaceae.